AUGCCUCUCGCCAUGUUCUCUUUCCGCACCCUCCUCUCUCUCACUGCAGCAGCGCGCAUGGCCUCUGGCCACAUUAUCGGGCCUGUUGGCUACUACUUGGAAGUGGUCAACCAGACUAUCGCCCCCGACGGUGUCCCGCGCGCCGCUGUUCUGGCUGGGGGAACGUUCCCUGGUCCCCUCAUCACCGGGGACAUCGGCGACAACUUCCAGAUCACGGUCGUCGACCAACAGCAAGACAUCCGCAUGCUCGAGCCCACGUCGAUUCACUGGCAUGGGCUGUUCCAGAACGGGACGAGCUACAUGGACGGGGUCGCGUUCGUCAGCCAGUGUCCGAUUGCGCCCGGCAACUCGUUCACGUACGACUUUACUACCCAGCAAGCCGGAACUUACUGGUAUCACUCGCACCUUGCUACCCAAUACUGUGAUGGCUUGCGUGGCCCGAUCGUCCUUUACGACCACGAGGACCCCUACCUCGACGAAUACGACGUUGACAACGAGGACACGGUGAUCACGCUCGCCGACUGGUACAACGUGUUUGCCGAAACGGUCGUCGGUCCUGGUGUACCGUCCUCCAUGCUCAUCAACGGACUCGGACGCACUGCUGCCACCGUCUCGAACACGACCCUCGCCGUCAUAAAUGUCUUCCAAGGUCUUCGCUACCGGUUCCGUCUGAUCAACAUGGCCUGCGACUCCAACUACGUGUUCCAGAUCGACGGCCACCAGAACCUGACGAUCAUCGAGGCCGACGGUGUCCUCCACGAGCCGUUGAGCGUCGACUCGAUUCAGAUCUUCGCAGCCCAACGCUAUUCGUUCAUCCUCACUGCUGACCAGGCCAUCGACAACUACUGGAUUCGCGCGAACCCGAACACGGGCCCAGCUGGGUUCGCCGGCGGGAUCAACUCUGCGAUUCUCCGAUACAUCGGAGCGAACGAAUCCGAGCCUACGACCUCGCAGGACACGUCGGUCAACGGCCUCGUCAACGAGGUCAACCUCCACCCGCUCGUCAACCCUGGUGCCCCCGGCGGCGCUUUCAUUGGUGGCGCCGAUGUGCAACUCAAUCUGGCUCUGGCGUUCAACACUACCACGCUGAAAUUCAUGGUCAACGGGGUGACCGGCUCGGUGUACACGCUGCCGCACUUUGCGUCGGUCGAGAUCACGCUUGCCGCGGGUGCCGUGGGUGGUCCCCACCCGUUCCACUUGCACGGACACGUCUUUGAUGUGAUCCGUCCGGCCGGCAGCACCACCUACAACUAUGUGAACCCCGCUCGCCGCGACGUCGUCAGCAUCGGGAGCGCCGGUGACAACGUCACGAUCCGGUUCUUCACCGACACCGCGGACGUGCGUGUUCAGUCUCCGCGCAUCACGCAUCGGGUAACUGACGAUCAAGCAGCGUGGUUCCUCCACUGCCACAUCGACUGGCACCUGGAGGCGGGUUUCGCGAUCGUGCUUGCGGAGGAUGUGCCCGACUGGAACUCGCAGCUGAUCCCGACGUCGGAGUGGAAUCAGCUGUGCCCCAUCUACGACGCACUCCCGGCAUCGAUCACUUCUCUCGCUGCUUGA
Mycena citricolor is the source of this 1560-nucleotide messenger RNA. The record is from the annotation of a GenBank genome assembly. NCBI's taxonomy places the organism in Eukaryota, Fungi, Basidiomycota, Agaricomycetes, Agaricales, Mycenaceae.